Tauraco erythrolophus (red-crested turaco) is the source of this 570-nucleotide messenger RNA. The record is from RefSeq and is a predicted model, not a curated record. Lineage: Eukaryota; Metazoa; Chordata; Aves; Musophagiformes; Musophagidae.
UCUGGCCUCACCAGCACGCUGCCGGACACCGUCCUGUCCCACCUGUUCAGCCAGGUAAGGGCUGUGCGUCUUCAGAUCGGCAGCGUGGUGAACCAGUUCAACCUCCAGCUCUUCCUCAACAUGUACAAUGGCCGCAGGGACCUGGACAUCAACCGGCCUGGGACUGUGCCCAAUGCCAAGACGCUGCGCUGCCCUGUGAUGCUGGUGGUCGGAGACAAUGCACCUGCUGAAGAGGGGGUGGUGGAGUGCAACUCCAAGCUGGAUCCCACCAACACCACCUUCCUGAAGAUGGCUGACUCCGGUGGGCUGCCCCAGGUCACACAGCCCGGCAAGCUGACCGAAGCUUUCAAGUACUUCCUGCAAGGAAUGGGCUACAUCGCCCACCUGAAGGACCGGAGGCUGAGCGGAGGCACAGUGCCAUCUGCCAGCAUGACCCGCCUGGCACGCUCCCGCACGGCCUCCCUCACCAGCGCCAGCUCGGUGGAUGGCACACGCCCACGUGCCUGCACCCACUCGGAGAGCACCGAGGCCAUGGGGCAGAUCAACCACACCAUGGAGGUAUCGUGCUGA